CUUCAGAAUUCACAGUAACUCCGUCGUCGUGAAAGUAAGCUUUUCGUUCGGUUUUCAUUCUCUCGUCUCUCUCCGAGAAAUCGAAACAUUUGAAGCGACCAAAGAGUCAACAAAGCCCACGAGGACACCGUCACAUCGACCGGUUCAAAUCAAUUCAGUUGUCUUUUUGCCCGGCUCAUAGAGUUCGAGAUUCCGUAGGAACCAGUGCCGGUCAUAUAGCCCCAACGCCUACACAGUAACGUACGCAUACACGUCAAGAAUGAGGGAUUACAUCUGGUUGCUACUAGUCGCUUUGGCCAGCGUUCAAGCGCAAUACUAUUACCCACAACCGUCUCCGCCGUUCGAAAUUCCAACACCUGUGGAUCCCAGCCCUGCACCGUCUACCCAAGCUCCUACACUUGCACCGACGACUCAGCCUCCCCCACCGCCACCUACAGUCGCACCGGUUGUCGAAGAAUACACGACGCCUAGUCCUCCUCCCCCGACGACAGCGGCCCCAACGACGCUCCCUCCGCCACCGCCGACAACUACCGCGGCUCCAACGACCGUUUACGUUCCUCCACCUCCACCUCCCACUACAGCGGCACCUACACCAGCACCUACACCAGCGCCUACACCGGCCGUAGAGUAUCUUCCACCACCACCAAGCACUACCCUACCACCUCCACCACCACCACCCCCAACCACUACCCUACCCCCUCCACCACCACCAACCACCACUGUACCCCCUCCACCACCCCCCAACACACUCCUACCCCCUCCACCACCCCCAACCACUACCCUACCACCUCCACCUCCACCAACCACGACCCUACCACCUCCACCUCCACCAACUACCACCUACGCUCCCCCACCUCUGGAGUAUCUACCACCAGUGACAUCUCGGCCAGUGCCCGUGCCAACUGAGAAUCCUCUUUUCCCCGAUGCCAACGAGAAUCAACAGGUGAGCAUCUUAUUCCCAACAGCCGCACCGACGACAACGACAACGACCACCACACCCGCUCCAGUUGUCGUUGUAACGACACAGCGUCCAGCACCUCCACCACCUCCACCAGUGCAACCCGUCCUUACCGAAUCGCAAGAGGAGAUCGCCUUCUGGGACUUCCGUGAAUCGAUUCCCGGCGAACCGGAAUUGGACUACCCAAUUUUCGAUAAGAUUCCGGUCACAGCUUUCACUUGCGAUGACAAGAUCGACGGUUAUUACGCUGAUGUUGAAGCGCGUUGCCAAGUGUUCCACGUCUGCACAGCCAUUCCGGAUGGAACGUCUAUCAAGAAUUCCUUCCUCUGCCCUAACGGAACCAUUUUCAACCAGGAAAAUUUCGCUUGCCAAUGGUGGCCUGACGUCGAGUGCGCUUCAAGUUCCGAUUUUUUCUCUUUGAAUGAAAAUAUUGGCAAAAUCCCUGAACGCUUACUUGGCGAUGAACAGCAAGUUGUUAUCGCUGCUGCUUCUCCCAUUGCCGUAGUAGCUCCAGCACCGGAGCCAGCCAAGGCCGCUGAGCCCAUUGCGGUAGCCGUUCCACUUCCGGCAGUUAUCCAACCGGCCGUUCAGGCCCAGGCUAUUGCCGUUUCGCAAUCGGUGGUUGAACCUGCCGUAGCUACUGCCUCCGCCGCUGCGGUCGUCAUCCCCGCUCAACUGGAUUCAGUUGCCGCCGUAGCUGUUCCAGCUCCAUCAGAAGCCGUUGCUGUUCCGGCUGCUGAAAUCGCUUAUGAAUCCGCAGCUGCAGCUUCGCCUGAGGUUCAGGCUGUUAUUAUUCCCGAGCUUAUCGCUCCAGUCGAGAUUCCGGCACCAGAGGUCAUUUCCAUCCGCGACGAACCGGUUCAACAGGUGGUUCAAGUCGCUCUGCCCCAGGCUCCCAGCAGCCUCUAUGAAACUCCGGAUGCCAGCUCCUCUGGUGCUCAAUACAAGUACUAAGAUGCGGAUGCAAUCGGACAGAGCCUUCUCCCCACCUUCAACCCAAAAAAAAAAAAUAAUAAUAAUAAAAAUGAAAAUGAUUCGAAAUUGCGAUAUCCAAGUAGGCGCGUUCGUGGUGGAGAAAGCUACCAAAACCGAUCAUCAGACAUGAUUAGGAUAUGCAAAAUACUCCCCCCUCUUCUCCGGCCCUUUAAAAAAAAAAAAACCAACAAAACAGAAAAUCGAAAAAAUCAGAAUAUCCGGUAUUUUUUUUAAACACCUAUUAUACAUACGAAGCUUUCCAUCAAUUUUAGAGCGCUAACGUGUAUAUUUUGUACGGAAAGAAAGCCGUCUUUUGAAAUGGCCUUUCUCCCCCCCUUUUUUUUUUUCUCUUUCCAUCCUCAUCCAACUUACCCCGAAACGCCAGACGCAUGUAACAUAAUACUAUGGCAAAAAAAAAAAAAGAAAAAGACGAAUGCUUUCAACAUCAGCCAACCGUUCAAAACGUAGGAUUUCGUUUUUCAUUUUUUUUUUUUUGGGCUCCAACACCUGUCAAGUCAGACACGGACGAUAAACUCGGAAGAGAUGGACUAAUUUUUUUCUCUCCCCCCCCCAUAACUUCCCCAAAGAUUCUGACUGAAAAGAAUCCUAUUUUUUUACACCGUCCAGCAGUAGCCGUCUUAUUAUGACUUUUUCAUUCACGAAACGAAUACAAUGAGUGUCAAACUAUCAA
Molecule: messenger RNA, 2624 nt
Organism: Daphnia magna
Lineage: Eukaryota; Metazoa; Arthropoda; Branchiopoda; Diplostraca; Daphniidae
Product: pollen-specific leucine-rich repeat extensin-like protein 2
Cellular component (GO): extracellular region
Molecular function (GO): chitin binding
Source: RefSeq, a predicted model, not a curated record